UAAAAGAUGAUAACGUGUAGAAUUAGAUAGAGAGAACAGAGCCAAUAAAGGCUCUUCUGUUUUCUCACCAUCAUCUUCUUCAUCAUCUCCUUCUCAAUGGCUGGAUCAGCUCUACCUCUACCACCGCCUCCGCCACUAUCAUUACAAUCUCCGUCGCAGAAUCAAACCCGUCAUUCUUCUACCUUUUCUCCACCAACCCUCCCUCCUCAAACACCUUCAAUCCGUUCCCGUCUCAGCAAAAUCUGUCAAGAUGGAAACCCACAACUUGCACGCCAACUGUUCGACGCAAUUCCUAAACCAACCACUGUUCUUUGGAACACCAUCAUUAUCGGGUUUAUUUGCAAUAGUAUGUCACAGGAAGCUCUUCUUUUCUAUUCCCGGAUGAAAAAGACGGCACCUUUUACUAAAUGUGAUGCUUAUACUUACUCUUCGACACUCAAGGCGUGUGCUGAGACUAAGAACUUGAGAGCUGGUAAAGCUGUGCAUUGUCAUUUGAUCCGUUGUUUACAGAAUUCUAGCAGGGUUGUGCAUAACUCUCUGAUGAAUAUGUAUGUUUCGUGCGUGGACGCUCCUAGUGGUGAAUUGGAUUCUUCUAAGUAUGAUGUGGUGCGUAAAGUUUUCGAUAAUAUGCGUAGGAAGAACGUUGUGGCUUGGAAUACGUUGAUUUCUUGGUAUGUGAAAACAGGGAGAAACGCAGAAGCGUGUAGGCAGUUUGCUAUAAUGAUGAGAAUGGAGAUAAAACCGAGCCCUGUUAGUUUUGUCAAUGUUUUCCCUGCGGUGUCGACUUCUAAAAGCAUUAAGAAAGCUAAUGUUUUUUAUGGUUUGAUGCUUAAAUUGGGAGAUGAAUAUGUGAAGGACUUGUUUGUGGUGAGUUCGGCUAUUUCUAUGUAUGCUGAACUUGGCGAUUUUGAAUCAUCACGGAGAGUAUUUGAUUCUUGUGUUGAGAGAAACAUUGAGGUGUGGAAUACAAUGAUAGGUGUCUAUGUUCAGAAUGAUUGCCUAGUUGAAAGCAUAGAGCUUUUUCUUGAAGCAGUAGGAUCGGAAGAGAUAGUGUCCGAUGAAGUAACGUUCCUUUUGGCAGCGAGUGCAGUUUCAGCACUGCAGCAAGUGGAACUAGGCAGGCAGUUUCAUGGUUUUGUGAGCAAAAAAUUUCGAGAGCUACCAAUUGUGAUAUUUAAUUCGUUGAUGGUGAUGUACUCAAGGUGUGGUUCUGUGCAUGAGUCAUUUGGAGUCUUUCAUUCAAUGCGAGAGAGAGAUGUUGUAUCAUGGAACACUAUGAUCUCUGCAUUUGUUCAAAAUGGCCUAGAUGAUGAAGGAUUAAUGCUAGUUUACGAGAUGCAGAAGCAAGGGAUUAAGAUUGAUUACAUAACUGUGACGGCUUUGCUUUCAGCUGCAUCAAAUCUUAGAAACAAGGAGAUUGGGAAGCAGACUCAUGGUUUUCUUAUCAGGCACGGGAUGCAGUUCGAGGGAAUGAACAGUUACCUUAUCGACAUGUAUGCUAAGUCAGGUUUAAUUAUGAUGUCACAGAAGCUUUUUGAGAGAAGUGGUUAUACUGAAAGAGAUCAAGCUACUUGGAAUUCUAUAAUUUCCGGGUACACUCAGAAUGGGCUCACAGAGGAAACGUUUGUUGUGUUCCGAAAGAUGUUAGAACAGAAUAUCCGACCCAAUGCUGUAACUGUGGCAUCAAUUCUCCCUGCUUGUAGCCAAAUAGGUAGUGUUGACUUAGGUAAACAGCUCCAUGGUUUUUCUAUUAGGCAAUGCUUGGAUGAGAACGUAUUUGUUGCUUCAGCGUUAGUUGAUAUGUAUUCAAAGUCAGGAACGAUAAAGUAUGCAGAAAACAUGUUUUCACAAACGAAAAAGAGAAACUCUGUGACAUACACCACAAUGAUAUUGGGCUACGGUCAACAUGGGAUGGGAGAGAGAGCUAUCUCGCUGUUUCGUUCCAUGCAAGAUUCGGGAAUCAAACCGGACGCUAUCACCUUUGUUGCUGUUUUAUCAGCUUGCAGCUACUCGGGUCUAGUGGACGAAGGUUUUAAAAUAUUCGAGGAAAUGAAAGAAGUUUUUAACAUUCAGCCUUCAAGUGAGCACUAUUGCUGCAUUACAGACAUGUUGGGGAGAGUUGGACGGGUUAAUGAAGCCUAUGAGUUUAUUAAAGAACUUGGUGAAGAAGGAAACAUAGCUGAGCUAUGGGGUUCACUUCUUGGGGCAUGUAGACUGCACGGUGAGCUUGAGCUUGCUGAAACUGUUUCAGAGAGGUUAGCUGAAUUAGAUAAAGGAAAGAACUUUUCCGGGUAUCAGGUUUUGCUCUCGAAUAUGUAUGCUGAGGAACAAAAUUGGAAGAGCGUUGAUAGAGUUAGGAGAGGAAUGAGGGAAAAGGGUUUAAGGAAAGAAGUUGGUCGUAGUGGUAUUGAAGUUGCUGGUAAUGUCAACUGUUUUGUGUCUAGAGAUCAAGAGCAUCCUCAGUCUGGUGAGAUUUAUGAUGUAAUUGAGGGUUUGGCUAAAGAUAUGAGAGGCGAUUCGUAUCUGACAACAAUCCCAACUGUCACUCCAAGUUUGGAAUUGGACGAGUGAAAGAUGAAUGCCUUUGUAACUCCUUACCUGGCUCUCACAGAAUAUGGAGAUAGAAGCAAGAGAUGAAUCAAGGCCUUAAACAUGGCAGUUCUAACACAUAAUUAGUCAUGUCUGGAUUCGAAACUCGACCAGACAGAAGACAGGAGAUGGAGAUUGUAAACCCAUUGUGCAGUUUGAUGAUCUAUGUAAAACAGUUACAAGCCGAUCAUGAAGAAAGCAGAGGAGAAACUGGGAAAGAAAGAGAUGUAGAUAAACCAACACCAUUGACCAUUGUAGUAGUUUCCUUGCUCUCAUCUUCAUUCUAUAGGCCUCUUGACUUGUAAACUCUAAUAGUAUAAUUAUUUUCAUUUUUCACAUUUUAAAAUAUAUAAUGAAAGUAAAUAAAAGCA
Capsella rubella is the source of this 2960-nucleotide messenger RNA. RefSeq names its product pentatricopeptide repeat-containing protein At3g22150, chloroplastic. The coding region runs from base 97 to 2571 and encodes 824 amino acids. Gene Ontology annotation, biological process: RNA modification. Gene Ontology annotation, molecular function: RNA binding; protein binding. The transcript is spliced from 2 exons. The record is from RefSeq and is a predicted model, not a curated record. NCBI's taxonomy places the organism in Eukaryota, Viridiplantae, Streptophyta, Magnoliopsida, Brassicales, Brassicaceae.